GCUCUCUGACCGUUAAGAAAGAAAGAGGCGGGCCCUCUGGAAUGAUGAGGAAGGUUGUGUUGUCAACAACAGAACGUGGGAAAAUUGUCAAAUAAAAGACGAGCAUUUUAGUGGUGUAAACUGACAUCAAUUCUAAGGGACAAUGACCCAACACACCUCCAGACUAUUUGACCAAGAAGGAGAGUGAUGGAGUGCUGCAUCAGAUGACCUGGCCUCCACAAUCCCCUGGCCUCAACCCAAUUGAGUUGGUUUGGGAUGAUUUGGACCGCAGAGUGAAGGAAAAGCAGCCAACAAGUUCUCAGCAUAUGUGGGAACUCCUUCAAGACUGUUGGAAAAGUAUUCCAGUGAUUUUGGCUUAUUGACACAGAGGGGACCAUGGGGAACACUAACACCGGUAUGGGUACGGGACACAGGCGGGACAGCCGUGCCAAGGAGGGCGACAGGCCUAAAAUCCUCAUGGACAGUCCAGAGGAUGCUGAUAUGUUCCAUGGAGAGGACAUCAAGGCUCCACUAGAGAAAGAGGAGUACCUUGCAUGGCGGCAGGACCUGGAGGCUGAUAAAGGGCCCACACUGGACCGCCCCACCGUGUUCCGCUGGACUGGAAGCGGAAAGGAGGUCUUUCUGUCCGGUUCCUUCAACAACUGGGCCAACAAGAUUCCCCUAACCAGGAGUCAGAACAACUUUGUGGCAAUUGUGGAUCUGCCUGAAGGGGAGCAUCAGUAUAAGUUCUAUGUGGACGGCACGUGGACCCAUGACCCAGCUGAGCCUGUUGUAACCAACCAGCUAGGCACAGUCAACAAUGUCAUCCAAGUGAAGAAGACUGACUUUGAGGUGUUUGAUGCACUUAUGGUGGACUCACAGAAAUGCUCUGAUAUGUCAGGUCAGUGUCAAGACCUGUCUAGCUCUCCUCCCGGACCCUACCAUCAGGACCCUUACAUACCCAAGCAGGAAGAAAAGUUCAAGUCUCCGCCCAUUCUCCCACCUCACUUGCUACAGGUCAUCCUAAACAAGGACACAGGAAUCUCUUGUGACCCUGCAUUGCUCCCAGAACCCAAUCAUGUCAUGCUCAAUCACCUCUACGCCUUGUCCAUCAAGGAUGGUGUGAUGGUGCUUAGUGCGACUCAUCGCUACAAGAAGAAGUAUGUCACCAGCCUGCUGUAUAAGCCGAUCUGACCAGAGGUCUAUGGCGUCUCUGCCUUUGCACCACAGACACCACAGCUUCUCACAGCACAGCCUCCAGCAUUACACUUGUACAUAUCUCAGUUUAGAAUGAUUUCUAUCACCCCAAUCUUCCUCAGUCUGCCUUUCCUCUUGUUCAAUGACUGCCAUCCCAUUUGCUGAUCACCAGCCUUGCUUUGUUAUAGACAUAGAGGAGUACUAGGUAGCAGACUAGUUACGCAUAGGAAGGAUAGAGACGUUUUAGGGGUGGUGGUGAAUUCUGACUGAUAAUACGUAAGGGUUGUGUUGUGACCUGUGCUUGAUGACAGGAGGUCCCUUCAUCAGACAAGAACAGGAAAUAGUAUAACAGGAAGUAGUAGGUAAGAUGCAGUAUCAUGGAAAACCAUACAGUGUUUGAUUUUGGACAGAUGCCCCAGUGUUCUGUACAGUAGUAAUAAUCAUGGAUUUUGCCAGUGGAGUUUUUUUCCUGCCUUUUUAUUGUGAUUUUCUCUUCAGCCUCUGUUACUUGCCAUUUGGCCAGUGUGCCUGGCCUUUGUAUCAUUAUGCUUCACCAGCUAUAUCCGUUUGCGUAUCAGUGCACAUGUUUUAUUUAAAUAGUAGUAAGUUAAGUAAUCAUUAGAUAGUGCUGUGUAUAUUUUCUAAAUUACUAUAUAUGGUCUAAAACACCUCCCUUACAUGUGAAUCCAAGGGACCAACUCAGUGCGGUGACAGACAAGCAGAGUUGGAGAUGGAUUAAUGAGGCUUGAAGCUCCUUUGACAUCCUUGUUAAUGUAACCCUCUUGGACCAUGUUGUGUACAUUUUUCUUCUUUGUUUCCAGAUUUCUAUCCCAAUAAAGAUAAUUGAUUUUAUAGCA
Molecule: messenger RNA, 2033 nt
Organism: Oncorhynchus keta (chum salmon)
Lineage: Eukaryota; Metazoa; Chordata; Actinopteri; Salmoniformes; Salmonidae
Gene: prkab1a
Product: protein kinase, AMP-activated, beta 1 non-catalytic subunit, a
Exons: 9
Coding region: 376-1173 (265 amino acids)
Biological process (GO): signal transduction
Cellular component (GO): nucleus; cytoplasm; nucleotide-activated protein kinase complex
Molecular function (GO): protein kinase binding
Source: RefSeq, a predicted model, not a curated record